Molecule: messenger RNA, 5184 nt
Organism: Symbiodinium sp. CCMP2592
Lineage: Eukaryota; Dinophyceae; Suessiales; Symbiodiniaceae
Source: the annotation of a GenBank genome assembly
AUGAUGCUUACCCAUGUCAUGGAAGAGAAUAGGUCCCUUAAGAGGUUGAGCAUCGAUCCUUCGUCGGUGGUAGGAGACUUCGACGUGCAUUUGUACGGUCGUGUGGAAAGUAGGGCUGCUGCGAGUGCUUCCGUGCAGAGUGCGAAGGGUCAGGAGACAUUGAUUGCUGAAGCGGCGAAGCUGCUCAAGAAUGUUGGAUUAGAGAUUCUAGCCGAGUACGAGGCCAAGGAUAAGGUAGGCUGGAAGGGGGUAGGCUGUGUGGUGUCGGUUGAUGGUUCCGAAAAGGGGCUAGCUUCCCCAGUGGUGUUUCAGCAGCUUCUGCGUUGGGCCGAGAUAGGGGUGUUUGGUGGCAUAAUCUUGGGAUCAUGGUUCAGUGAGAUUGGGGAUUCUGAAGACGAAAUGGUCUUAAAGCUGAGGGCCAUCCUAUUGCACUCGGUGGCGCAGGCGUUUGGGGAUUCUGGGGCGCUAGAGUUUGAUGAAGCUAAUAGAGAUGAGGUUAGCCCAGAGGCAUUUGAGGAUCCACAUCAACUAGCGCUCUGGGCUCUCCAAAGGUCUGCGGCCCGCCUUUCGGCGUCAACAGAUCGGGUCUCCAAGCGAGAGCCUGUCUUCUUUGUAUGUGAGAGAUCUGGGAACGCCGCUGAGAAAAAUGGAUGGGACUCUGAAACUUGGAAGGGCUUUCAACAAGCCUAUGGGUUCGAAGAGGUGUUGUUUGAUCAGGCCUGCUUAGGGGGGUCUGAGGUUGGCUCCACCACGUUGCUAACUUCGUCGUGGUUCCUGUAUGAGACGUUGCAUGCCAACAGAACGAGCGAUGAGAUUCGAUUGUUCCUGAAAGGGUUAAGUGAUCUACGGAAGCUGUGGGGCCACGAGAGCCCAGGAGGCUGGACCUUAGGUUUGCGUAGAGCGAUUCGAGGGGCAUGGCUUCGUUGGAAAGAGGAAUUGGGCAAAUCCGAAGAGGUUACGCAGCGUAGAGCUUUACUUGCGAAGCUCACCGAAGAAGAAGCUUACGCGAAGCACGUGGAGCAAGAUCAUGUUCCAUAUCGCAAAGGGUGUCCGAUCUGUAUUAGCGCACAAGGGCGACAACGAUCUCAUUGGAGAAGCUCCUUCCCUGACCUUCAUGCACUCAGUGUUGACAUGGCAGGUCCGUUUGUUUCGGGCCAGGCUUUCAAUGUAGAAGCUAGUGGGCGGGAUCGGGGGGGAGGGUAUCGGUACAUGUUGGCUUUUGCGUAUGCAAUACCGAACCGGUUUAAGAGCGAUGUGGCUACCGAAUUGGAAGAGUAUGAACCUUCUGAGUGUGGGCAGUUGACUCCUGAAAUUGGGGACUUAACUAAAGAUGCUUUUCCUCCAACAGCGCAGGGGGAGCCCGGGGAACUCUUCCCUGAGCUGUUUUCUCUCCCUUUGGAUGGACUUGAAGGUGAUGGGAGCUUGAGGGCGGUGACCCAUCGGGUGCGGUCCAAGCGGCCGGAGGGAGGUGAAGAAGAGGGGGAGGCAGUGUCAGGCGGUGUCUCGCUUGAGUUCCCCAAGGUUAGUUCGCACCGUGAAUCGCCCGCGGGUAAUAGAGCGGAGCUGGCAAUCCAGAACUUGAAGGGUUUCGUACGCAAGCGUACGCGCACCGGCUUUGAUGCGCAAUGGGAGCCUCGCACGGUGCAGGGGAUUUAUGUUGGCCAUGAAGAGGAUGCAUCGGACUCCAUUCUUGAGGAAUCAGAGUUUGAUCUGUUGGACUCGGGUAAGGCAGAGGGUUCGGUUUGGGACAUUGGCUUUCCUCAGCCCCUUCUCGAGGAUGCUCAUCGCGAGGCCUGGGUAGUCUGGCAUGAUCGUAUUGCGCGGUUAAGUCGGAUGCUUCUGGGAGAUCUCUGUAACGCUACCGAGGGGAGUGAUGAGGUCUCAGGCAUUGCUGAAAAUCUAAGGAAAACGGAAUUGUUGGGGCAAUGGUUAGAACAGGGCCUGGAGCAAUGGGUUGAGCCAGGAGAUAUGUAUGGGAUUUUGAAGUCCUUGCAUUCCGAGAUUCCUCUGAACCCUGGGUCGGAGGCCCCAGAUCAGUUCUUGCAAACUCGCACCAUCAGUUUAGCAGAGGCUCGAAAGGAGUUAGGGUUGUGGAAAGAUCCGGCGAUUGAUGAGGUUACCAGUCUCGAGACCACGAGUCAGGCAGUAGAUAGGGUCAAGGUGAGUUUGGUAGAACAGUGGAUUGAGCAGGGUUUCAAGGUGAUCCAACUUCCUGGAAAGGCUGUCCUAACUAGGAAGAGUGGGACCGGCAAGCGCCGGUUCCGCGCGGUGUGUUGCGGGAACUACUUACCACCGGAGAAGCUGGGAUUGUCCCGUGACGACAUCUAUGCGUCGGGUGCUGAAGCGGUAACCCUACGGGUCUCCUUGUCCUUUGUUUCCAUGUUUCCGAACUGGACCGGGAUCACAAUUGAUAUCAAGACUGCCUUCUUGUAUGCUCCCAUAGGAACCCGAUCAAAGGAUCAAAAAGAAAGGAUCAUUGUCAAGCCCCCCUCGGUGUUGAUUGAGCUUGGAGUUCUGAAGCCUGAGGACAGGUGGUAUGUAAAGAAAGCCCUAUACGGGCUGCCGACGUCUCCGAGGGACUGGGGGGACUACCGGGAUGGUGAGCUACGGAAGUUCGUUGUCACUUGUGAGAGUAGGUCCUAUGGGCUGAUCCAAUCCAAGUCCGAUGAAUCCCUUUGGUUCCUUAGGCUUAUUGGGGAGAAUGGUCUUGGGGAUAUUUGUGGGAUCCUCGUUGUAUACGUAGAUGACCUAGCUUUCUUCUCGACUAAACUGCUUUGCCAGGCGUUCAUUGAUCAAGUUCAGGGUCGAUGGAAAACUUCUGAUCCCAGUUGGUUUGGGGAGGACCCUGUAACCUUUUGUGGGGCAGAGGUUACCCAGACUGAAAAGGGCUUCCGGCUUACUCAGGUUGCCUAUCUUAAGGAACUUUUCCAGCGCUACGAGAUUGAAGGUACUGCAGCAGUACCACUGACGAAAUGGACGGAGCCGAUUGAGGAGGGUGUGCCCGAUGCAGACUUGGUACGUCAAGCCCAAGGGGUGACCGGAGCCCUGUUGUGGGUUUCGACAAGGUCUAGGCCAGACAUAGCCUAUGCCGUAUCAAGGAUGGGCCAACAGGCCACAAAGGUCCCAUCGCUGACGAUCUCGAUUGGCAGACAAGUGUUGCAGUAUCUUCGUUCGACGUUGACGUUUGGGAUUGAAUAUUUGCACGAUUCCGGCCCAUACUUCUCCGCUCACGGUCAGUUGUCAAUGCCUCGCCAAAGCACUGUGCUGGAAGUGUAUUCGGAUGCAUCUCACUCGCCUUGUGGAGGGCGAUCGAUUCAAUGCUGCCUGAUUGUGUGGAGAGGUUCGCCAUUAGCCUGGGAGAGUACCAGGCAGAGCUUCACGACUCUUUCCUCCGCCGAGGCGGAGCUGGUGGGAAUGCUGCAUGCGCUCCAGUUAGCUGAAUGCCUCCAGCCUCUCCUGGAUGAAUUGCUAUCGGCCGACAGCACUAUUGCACUUCUUGCCGACAACGCCGCGGCCGUUCGAGCCUUCGAAACGGCCCCGAACGGCUGGCGUAGCCGCCACCUUCGAAUGCGCGCCCAAGCUGCGCGCGAACGCAUUGAAUCCAACCAGCUGCAAGUCACUCACCUCUCAGGUGAGCUGCAGGUAGCAGACGUUGGCACCAAGCCGCUUCCAAGGUGCUUAGGGGAUCGUGUUGAGGAAUGGAAAGCGCUACGGGUCGCUUCAGCUUUUCUACGGCAAGCGCUGUUAGCUGCGGUUGCUGCUCUUUUGGGAACGGGGCCUCAUGCCAUCGCUGUUCAAGGACCACAGUGGCCCAUGAUUGUCGAGCAUUAUAUCUGCCAGGGAGAGUUCAUUGGACAGAAUACGGGAAGCGAGACUCUAGCCGAAGCCAGUGAAUUCACCGGUCCCGUGUUCCCACAGGUCUAUUGGGGUCCUCCUUACACGGUUCAUUACUUGUGGGUUCUGUUUGCUCAGUACGGUUGUAGUUUGUUGAGUUUCCUCGGGGAUCAGGUUCGAGAUUGGCGCGCGUUGAAGUUUGUGGCUUCGAAUUUUCGGGCUAGCAUCACUUAUGGGUUGAUUGGGUGGCUAGAGAGAACUGGCCGUCAGUAUCGAAGCCGGUACCUGAAUGAUCCUGCGAGUUCUUGGGAUGCUGCCCAAGCUUAUCUGAGAACCGGUGUGCGAGCGCAAUCUUUCGAGAAUGCUUCAGAGGACACUGAUCGGGAUGAUGACUCGGGUUUGGAUGACCAUCCUCAUAGGGCCCCGGUUGUUAGGGAGGUUCGGGUUCGCCAAGUGUUGGUAGCCUCGGAUGAGACAUCCGAUGAGUCCUCUGAGCCGACGGAAACUUCCACUACCGAGCCCUCCGUAGCCUCAGUAACUGAUUCGAGUGAGUGUAGGGAUGUGGGACAAGUUCCCAUGCCCCAUCCGUUGAGGGAGUCUGAGCUUGGGCUACCGGUGUUGCGCUAUCAAGCCGCGGAAGAGGCCCUAAUAGUGUACUAUGGGGAUGACUCUUUUGAAGUUCCUCUUCAGGGUUGGUCCGUUGAAGCAGUUCAGACUAUUGUUGAUGGGAUCGAGUCUGGGGAUUGGUCGGAUUGGCAGGAAGCCGUUGAUAAUCUCCCACGUCCCAAUCCUGAGGAGGCAUUUCCAAGUGAAAGGCUGCAGCUCAUUAAGUAUGGUCGUUUGUGGGGACGCUGGGCUAGGUUCUGGGUGACUGUAGCGGUUAUCCUUGGAGUUCUUUUAUGGGGUGUUCAGGGGGCGAGGGCUGAGGACUUUGCUGGUAUGUGCGAGCUAGUUCUGCCUGAGAGCCUCGAGUCCCAAGCCUUACAGGCUCCGGAAAUACGCCUGCUUGUUACCGAAGAGGGAUGUAGUGGGACCCUGCUUGAGUGCCUGUUUCUGAGCUGUUUGCUGAUUGGAGCCUGGGAAAUCAUGAAGUGGAUCGCUUCGCGAGUGUUUAAGCGCGGAACCUAUGAACAGGGGGCCCAAACGUCUGAGCUGAUGUUUGUGCCAUUGCCACUGCCUCCUGGGGUAAGGUGUCGAGCUAGGAUCCUGUAUAGCCUGUGGCGAGCGGGGUAUAGCGUUCAGGUUGAUGGUUACCCUGAGGGAGUCAGAACGCAAUUUGAAGGCCUGGUCGGAGAUUGGCUUGUUCGCAACAACGAGGGGAUCGAAUCCUCGCCGGAGUCUUCCGACUGA